Molecule: messenger RNA, 1719 nt
Organism: Funneliformis geosporum
Lineage: Eukaryota; Fungi; Glomeromycota; Glomeromycetes; Glomerales; Glomeraceae
Source: the annotation of a GenBank genome assembly
AUGUCUUCUCCCAACUUUAUUGCUCAAGAACAAUCAGCCUUCGAUUAUGAGGUGUCUGAAGUUGAAAGGUGGUGGAAAAAUGAACGUUUUCGUCUUAUAAAACGUCCUUAUACUGCCGAUCAGAUAGUUUCAAAGCGUGGUCUCCUUAAACAACAAUAUGCCUCUGAUACUCAGGCUAAAAAAUUGUGGUCUUUGUUAAAACGACACCAAAAAAGUAAGACUGCCUCACAUACUUUUGGUGCCUUGGAUCCUAUCCAAGUAGCUCAAAUGGCUAAGUAUCUGGAAACCGUAUACGUAUCCGGUUGGCAAUGUUCUUCUACUGCUUCCACCUCAAAUGAACCAGGCCCGGAUCUUGCUGAUUAUCCAAUGGACACUGUUCCAAAUAAAGUUGAACAUUUAUUUAUGGCCCAACAAUUCCAUGACAGAAAACAACGUGAGGCAAGGUUUGGUCUUUCCAAAGAACAGAGAGUAAAAACAUCCUUUGUUGACUAUUUGCGCCCCAUUAUUGCUGAUGCUGAUACUGGUCAUGGCGGUAUCACUGCCGUCUUAAAACUCACUAAAAUGUUCGUUGAACGCGGCGCUGCAGGAAGUAGGUUAUCAUUUAGUUUUGAUUUUUUUCUUGUAAAGAUUGCGGAUAAUAUCAAAUUGAUAUUUAAUAUCCAUUCUAAUUUAUUAAAAAUAGUUCACAUUGAAGACCAAUCUCCCUCUAAUAAAAAGUGUGGUCAUAUGGGUGGAAAAGUAUUAGUGCCAAUUUCUGAACACAUAAACCGUUUAAUUGCUAUCCGUGUUCAAUAUGAUAUCAUGGGUGUUGAGAAUAUUGUUGUCUCUCGUACUGACUCUGAAGCUGCUACUCUUCUCACAUCUAAUAUCGACUCUCGAGAUCAUGGAUUCAUUCUUGGUUCAACCAAUCCUAACCUUCGUCCUCUUGUAGAAGUCAUGCGAGAGGCAGAAGCAAAGGGUAUCUCGGGAAGUCAGCUUUCUGCGAUAGAAGAAAAAUGGUUGAGUGACGCAAAAUUAAAGCUUUACAAUGAUGCUGUUGUUGAUGCUAUUAAGGCAUCCAACCUUAUCAAUAAAAAUUCUUGCCUUCAAAAUUGGUCGUCACAACACCAAGGACUUUCUCACUAUGAUGCUUCCAAAUUAGCGAAGUCAUUGGGCAUUGAUUUGUUUUGGGAUUGGGAUGCACCAAGAUCACGUGAAGGAUUAUACAGAUAUCAAGGUGGCACAAAAUGUGCUAUUAAUCGUGCUAUAGCUUAUGCUCCAUAUUGCGACCUGCUUUGGAUGGAGACCGCAAAACCAAUACGCGCUCAAGCGCAAGAAUUCGCUGCAGGUGUUCACAAAGUACAUCCUGAAGUUAUGUUGGCUUAUAAUUUAAGUCCUUCAUUUAACUGGGAUGCUGCUGGUAUGACGGAUGAAGAAAUCCGUCAUUUCAUUUCUGAUUUAGGUAAAUUGGGCUUCGUAUGGCAAUUCAUUACGCUUGGUGGAUUCCAUUCGAAUGCCCUUGGAGUGGAUACUUUUGCUAAAGAUUAUAAAGCACGCGGUAUGCUUGCGUAUGUUGAAGGAGUUCAACGAAAAGAACGUGAACAUGGUGUCGAGACCCUUCAACAUCAGAACUGGUCCGGUGCAAAAUAUGUUGAUCAGUUAAUAUUGACAGUUACAGGUGGUGUCAAUGCAACAACUGCCAUGGGUAAAGGUGUGACCGAGGAUCAAUUCAAAAAUUAA